AAGGCCUACUGAAAUGAAAUUUUUUUAUUUAAACGGGGAUAGCAGAUCUAUUCUAUGUGUCAUACUUGAUCAUUUCGCGAUAUUGCCAUAUUUUUGCUGAAAGGAUUUAGAAUAGAAAAACGACGAUAAAGAUAGCAACUUUUGGUAUCUGACAAAAAAAAGCCUUGCCCCUACCGGAAGUAGCGUGACGUGGACAAUUGAACAUAUCCGCAAAGCUCCCUAUUGUUUGCAAUGAUGGCCGCCAGAUCUGAGAGCGAUUCUGACCGAGAUAGCGACGAUUUCUCCAUUAAUUUGAGCGAGGAUGAAAGAUUUGUGGAUGAGGAAAGUGCAAGUGAAGGACUAGUGGGGAGUGGAAGCGAUUCAGAUAGGGAAGAAGCUGUGAGAGGGAUAGAGCCAUAUCGCUUUGAACCCGACGCUGAUGAAGACGGUCAGGAGGACGCUGCUGCUAUUGAUGCUGGAGGAGCACACGACAUAGAUCGCCUUGAGAAUACAGAAUGGUGUACAUGUCAAAACUGUGUGAACAUGGAGACAGUGGCUGAGUGUGUCUGCUGUAGUGAAAUAGAGGCAGUGACCAGAACGAUGGAGGAGGAGGGGGUGAAGACGUGCAUCAUAGACCACCAUGGCUUUCCAUCUGUGUGUCUGGAUGAAUGGGUGCUGCAGACAGCGUAUAACGCCUACAAACAGCAAUAUGGCAUGCUGCAGCAACAGCAAAAUGAGCGGAGACGACACACAGCCUAUCGACAGUUUGUCCGCUUCUGCUGGGGAUAUCUGGGAAAGGACAUAAGGGUGGUACUACCAGCUUGUGUAGUACAUAAGAUUAGGACAACAUUCCCAUCGAUGGACUACACGGGGUUCCAAGACGUGCAGUGACUGCAACAGAAUCUACAUGGCCACUGUACUUAAUCAAUAAAAUCAAUCAAUCAAUCAAUCAGUCAAUCAAUCAAUGUUUAUUUAUAUAGCACUAAAUCACAAAUGUCUCAAAGGGCUGUACAAGCCACAACGACAUCCUCGGUACAGAGCCCACACACGGGCAAGGAAAACUCACCCCAGUAGGACGUCGAUGUGA
Messenger RNA from Entelurus aequoreus (snake pipefish), 1066 nucleotides. RefSeq lists its product as uncharacterized. NCBI's taxonomy places the organism in Eukaryota, Metazoa, Chordata, Actinopteri, Syngnathiformes, Syngnathidae. The transcript has 3 exons. The record is from RefSeq and is a predicted model, not a curated record. Bases 232 to 870 code for a protein of 212 amino acids.